Molecule: messenger RNA, 2568 nt
Organism: Heterotrigona itama
Lineage: Eukaryota; Metazoa; Arthropoda; Insecta; Hymenoptera; Apidae
Source: the annotation of a GenBank genome assembly
GAAAAGUCCUUUAUGUAUGUCUCAUUCAUUUUGCUUAUAUAAUAAGAUAAAGUAACUACAAUUACUAUAAACUAUAUAUUCUUUUAAUUUCAUUGAUAUUACUUUGUGAUGAUCAUUGAUAUUAUCAGAUGAUUUUUUAAUGUUUAAAUGUUUUAAGUAUUUUUGAGUAAUCUUUUACAAUUUUUACGAAAUAACUGUUCAAAUAAAACCAAAUAACUGUUCAAAUUAUCUUACGAAUUACUUAACUAAUUUAUAUAUUCUUGUAAUUUUUCGCUGCUGUUAUAUUUUUAUUUAAGUUAACGAAGGCACUACUUUUCGAAAUGUCAUUACGGCCCUGUUUCAUAGCCGAAUUGACGGAGGGUGGGGUAUAUAUGGGGGGAGGUUUAGCUCGAUGGUUGCCAGUUGCCACUGUCGACUUUCGUAGUUUCGACAGAUCAGCAUCCUGAUCGGUCUCUCUCUUUGCAGUGAUUACAGUGAUUACAAGAUUCAUUGACAAUUUUGUAAAACUUUUACGACAAACGUGAAAGUGUUCAUGCAAAACGUUCUUACAGUAUAUAAGUCAAAAGAAUCGAAAUAACAAUGUUGAGUCUUUGCCGUCAAGCGUUAAUAGUUAACAGUCAAAAAGUGAGUGCAAGGUGCUUAGGAACAAUAGUACCAGUACCAAAUCCUAUUGACUUUCCCUUGGAAAAUGAACCUGUGCUUAGUUACAAAAAGGGCAGCCCAGAGAGGGCAGAAUUGGAAAGGACUUUGGAUAAAAUGGCCAGUGAGUGUGAAGAAGUACCUCUGGUUAUUGGAAAUGAAGAAAUUAAAACGGAUUUAUAUAGAUACCAAGUUAUGCCACAUAAUCAUAAAAUAAAGGUAGCAAAAUAUUAUUGGGCAACACCUGAUCUAGUCAAAAAGGCAAUAGAUGUUGCUGUGAAGGCACAGCGCGAGUGGGAAAAAUGUCCCUUUGAACAACGCUUAGAAAUCUGGUUAAGGGCAGCUGAUUUAAUGGCAACAAAAUACAGACAGAAAUUGAAUGCUGCUACAAUGCUUGGACAGAGCAAAAGUGCUAUUCAAGCAGAAAUUGAUAGUGCAGCAGAAUUAAUUGAUUUCUUUAGAAUGCAUGGGUAUUUUGCCAAAGAGGCUUUAAAAUAUCAACCAAUAUCACCUAAUUCUAAAGAGACAUUAAAUUCAAUGAGAUAUAGGGGAAUGGAUGGUUUUGUUGCAGCAGUAUCACCAUUCAACUUUACUGCCAUCGGUGGUAAUCUUAGCUAUACCCCCGCUUUAAUGGGUAAUGCAGUACUUUGGAAGCCAUCUGAUACAGCUUUACUUUCUAAUUGGUGGAUUUUUAAAAUAUGUAAAGAAGCUGGUGUACCACCAGGUGUAGUCAAUUUUGUUCCAUGUGAAGGUCCCAUUUUUGGUGAUACUAUAACUGCUUCACCUUACUUAUCCGGAAUAAAUUUUACUGGAUCAGUUCCAACGUUUAAUCGUUUAUGGAUGCAAAUUGGUAAAAAUCUGGGGAAGUAUAAGAAUUAUCCCAAAUUAAUAGGCGAAUGUGGUGGAAAAAAUUAUCAUUUUGUACACGCGAGCGCUGAUGUGGAGUCAGUUAUUAAUGGGACCAUAAGAAGCGCUUUUGAAUUUAAUGGUCAAAAAUGUUCAGCUUGUAGUAGAAUGUAUGUUCCAGAAUCCUUGUGGCCAAAGAUAAAAGAAGGCCUUUUAUUGAUUCGUGACAAACUUAAAAUUGGCGACGUUAGAGAUUUUACCGUGUUCACUGGAGCCGUUAUAGAUGCUACUGCAUUUAAAAGAAUUUCUGGUUAUAUCGAACAUGCAAAAAAAUCAUCUAAUUUAGAAGUUAUCGGUGGUGGCAAAUAUGAUGAUUCGGUCGGAUAUUUCAUUGAUCCGACAAUAGUAGUAACAAAAGAUCCCAAAGAUAAAAUAAUGACAGAGGAAAUAUUUGGACCUGUCUUAACAAUAUACGUUUAUAAAGAUUCAAAUCUUGAUCAAACAAUGAAAUUGGUAGAAUCCUCGACACCUUAUGCUCUAACUGGAUCGAUAUUCUCACAAGACGAAAAAUGGGCGAGAAGAGCUUUCGAAGAAUUGAAGUAUACAGCUGGUAAUUUCUAUAUUAAUGAUAAAUCGACGGGCUCGGUUGUUGGUCAACAACCGUUUGGUGGUAGUAGAAUGUCUGGAACAAAUGAUAAAGCUGGCGGUCCUCAUUACGCUCUUCGCUGGGCAUCGCCACAGUCAAUCAAAGAAACGUUUGUUCCUUUGCGUGAAUACGAUUAUUCUAGCAUCUUAUAUUACAAACUGAAAAAUGCAGAUUUUUUGGGUUGUUCGGCAAGAACUAAUGAAAUAUCUUCAUGCAUUCCUUUACGUGAAUUCAUGGAAUUUACGUAUAAGGCUAUUUGCACUCGCAAUGCAAGUGAUAUGGGCUUUUAUGGUGAUCGAUACAUAACAUCUGGGAGUGUGUUUGAAGAUUGUGAUAAAUACGUACUAGUUAGAAAAACCAUCCGCUGUGUUUUUCGGACCUUACUUUUUUAUAUUCUUAUAGAGAGAUCAUUUACAAUGACUGAUAUUAUGUUAUAA